This is a messenger RNA of Acanthopagrus latus (yellowfin seabream), 1447 nucleotides long. It is a transcript of the gene gja13.1, whose product is annotated as gap junction protein alpha 13.2. The record is from RefSeq and is a predicted model, not a curated record. Bases 165 to 1025 code for a protein of 286 amino acids. Lineage: Eukaryota; Metazoa; Chordata; Actinopteri; Spariformes; Sparidae. Gene Ontology annotation, cellular component: connexin complex. Gene Ontology annotation, biological process: cell communication. The transcript is spliced from 2 exons.
UUACAACGUGACAUUAAAGCCUGAUGUGUGUUGCGUAAUGUGAUCAGUACUGCUGUCCUCACCCACUACUCCAAGGUCCAACUUCUAAGUUAGUGAUCUGUACCAGACAGACACAGACAGUCCUUUCUGACCAGGUCAACAGAUCACUUACAUUGCCUGUAAAUAUGGGAGACUGGGGAUUCCUGUCAACCUUGCUGGACAAGGUCCAGUCCCAUUCCACAGUCAUCGGGAAGAUCUGGAUGAGCGUCCUCUUCCUGUUCAGGAUCAUGGUUCUGGGUGCUGGUGCGGAGAGUGUCUGGGGCGACGAGCAGUCGGGUUUCCUCUGUAACACUCAGCAACCUGGUUGUGAGAACGUCUGCUAUGAUUGGACCUUCCCCAUUUCGCACAUUCGCUUCUGGGUCCUCCAGAUCAUCUUUGUCUCCACGCCGACGCUGGUCUACCUGGGCCACGCCAUGCAUGUCAUCCACAAGGAGAACAAGAUGAGGGAGCAGCUGGCGAGCCCAGGUGGCACCCGGCUGCUGAAAGUGCCUAAAUACACCGAUGAAAAGGGAAAGGUGAAGAUCAAGGGGAACCUGCUGGGGAGCUACCUGACCCAGCUCGUGUUCAAGAUCAUCAUCGAGGGGGCCUUCAUUUUAGGCCAGUACUACCUGUACGGCUUCGUGAUGGUCCCCAUGUUCCCCUGCUCUAAAAAGCCCUGUCCCUUCACCGUGGAGUGCUACAUGUCCCGACCCACAGAGAAGACCAUCUUCAUCAUCUUCAUGCUGGUGGUGGCCUGCAUCUCCCUGGUCCUCAACUUCGUCGAGAUGUUCUACCUGCUCUGUACCAGGGUCCGAUGUGGGUCCAGGCCUCGCACCCACAAGGUCACGUCACCAGAAAACCCUGCCAGCCUGUUAGGUGCCAGGUGGCCGACUACAGAGGAUUCGCUGAAGCAGAACAAGCUGAACAUGGAGAUGGAGAGCAGCCACAGUGUCGGUGGGAGUCUGGACGGCGCCAAAGAUGAGAAACGACUCCUGAGUGGCCAUUAGAAGAUUUCUCCCCAGGCAAAUCUGAGAGACUGAACAGAUCUUACAAUGCGGCGUACAAAUCAUGACGGAGCAUCAAAGAAAAGUUGUAUCAUCGUGUAGUAAAGUGAUAUUAUUUCCCUUUGGAAUUCUACUGUAUUGUGUAUGCUUCAACUGGAAAUCUAAUAAUGGAAAGCGUGCAAUAUUGAUGACGUAUUUAUGUUCUUUGAUACUCAUUUGUGAAUCUAUAAGGAAGCAGAAUUGUGUCUUUAUUUCCAGUUAUUGAAUGCAUCUUAUAAGUUAUUCACAGGUUCCUUAUCUCAGACUUGACAUAAUUUUGAUGAAUGAUGUUGAUAAUUGUGGUGAAGCGUGUGUUUCUACUGUAUGUGGUAGACAUUUUUGUAUGCUAUAUUGUUUUCAAUAAAUGGUUAGAAUUGGAAAGAAAA